Colossoma macropomum (tambaqui) is the source of this 639-nucleotide messenger RNA. RefSeq lists its product as uncharacterized. The transcript is spliced from 5 exons. NCBI's taxonomy places the organism in Eukaryota, Metazoa, Chordata, Actinopteri, Characiformes, Serrasalmidae. Bases 145 to 639 code for a protein of 164 amino acids. The record is from RefSeq and is a predicted model, not a curated record.
UAAAAGCAGCAUUUAUGUCUAUAGCAAUUAGCUAAUCUACCAUCCUGUGCGCCUGGGAUUGCAGAGCAAGUUAAUCCUGAAUGGCAUAAUGGGAUUGUAGGGGAUGUCUGCAACCAUUGUUGAUAGUCACUAAGGGACAUCUCAAUGUCUGCACCCUCACCAUCCAAUACAAUGCUGGAUACAGCAAAGAAGCAAACUACUACAUGUGUGGAGCGACCUGGCUUUAGACACCACAAAAAAGAGAACUAUGUGUGCCAAGCAUCUCUGUCUCGACAGAGCACAGAGGGCAGUGAGGAGGUCACUCAGCUUCGUAAGCUAAACGGCUCUCCCAUUGAGUGUCCAAGCCACCAGAACCUCCAUAAAGAACUGCUGCUUAGCCAUAAGAGGGGUCUGUUGUUGGAGGAGAAGCCAGAGCUGCAGAGGGUUUUGGAGCAGCGCAGGUUGGAGCAGCACCGAGAGCAGGAGCUCGCCCUCCGACCUCCCUCCGACCUGGAGCAGGAGCUUCGCAAGAGACAGCAGAGACUGCAGGAGUAUGAAAUGGAGGAGAUAAAACGCAGAGAAGGUCGAGAAAACGUCCCCGAGUUUGUGCGGGUGAAGGAAAAUCUGCGGCACAUAGAAGUAUCAGAACAAAAUGGCUGA